Procambarus clarkii (red swamp crayfish) is the source of this 483-nucleotide messenger RNA. The record is from RefSeq and is a predicted model, not a curated record. Lineage: Eukaryota; Metazoa; Arthropoda; Malacostraca; Decapoda; Cambaridae.
AUGUCAAAUCAAAAUCCAGUUUUAAGUGAUACAGAAGAGAUGGAGGAAAAUGAUUCGGAUACUUCAAUGGAACAGGAAGAAUUGAAUAACCCCUCAACUUCAACUUCUACUCCAAAGACAAGAAAAUCAAAGCUAAAUCGAACCAGCACGACACAGGAUGAUGAUGAUUCGGAUACUUCAGGGGAACUGGAAGAAUUGAAUAACCCCUCAACUUCAACUUCUACUCCAAAGACAAAAAAAUCAAAGCUAAAUCGAACCAGCACGACACAGGAUGAUGAUGAUUCACUGGAAGAUUUUACAACUUCAACUCCCCAAAAAUCAAAGUCAAACCGAACCAACACCCGUCAACGAACACGGGGAACCUCACCAGGCCCAGACACUAGAAGGAGAUCAUCUUCGGAUAUUGGAUAUAACAAACGUAUAUUAUUUCCAUUUAAAUAUUCUAUCACGAUGAAUGAUGUGGUAAAAGAGUGUAAAUAUAAG